AUGUCGGACAGUAUCACUGUGACUCCUGAGAGUCUGGACGGUCUACGAAUCAAUGCAUUUCUUGUGCUUCUUCUUGCCGCUCUUUACUGUUUCCUUUUAUCUGCGGCAUUCAUAGCCAUAUACUCCCUCUUGAAGGACGGCAUCCGGUCUCUACAGAGCAAAGUCAAUCUGGCCGCUGUCACUGUGAUGACUACCCUCACGACAGUGUACACCAUAGUCACGAUUCUGCAACUCUGGGGCAACUUUGACCGUCUCGGAGUCAAGGAUCAGUCUCUGAGCUCUUUCGACACCGACGUCACCGUCGUCGGCGGGAGGCUUGAGUUCGCGGUUUUUGCUAUCAAUGUCAUUCUUGGAGACGUCAUCAUUUUAUGGCGAGCCAAUGUGAUCUGGUCGUGGCGACGGCGCAUUGUAUAUCCGUCAAUCGUCUUGCUCUGUAUCACAACCGUUUUGUGGAUUCUGGCCGGCAUCUGGGGCUCAUCCGCGAUAGCAAUCCCAGCAUCGUUAGCGACGAGUCUGUGGGCCACCAUCGUCGUCUCGGUCAAAGCUUGGCAACGCCGAUCCAUGCUUCGCAAGAAGGUCGCCAUCAUGUCGCGGCACAAUGCCCUAGAGAACGUCUUUAACAUUCUCACUGAGUCAGGCAUCGUGUUCACUCUACUAUGGGUCAUUUGUCUCAUUGCCAGUGAGGCGGUCUAUAACGUGGUCUUCGCCGAGGUUAUGACAAUCAUCAUGAUCGUCGCUGCGCCGCUCUACCCCACCAUGGUCGUCAUCCUCGUCGCGCAAAACAAGACCCCGAUCAGCAAUCAGCUCACCACGAUUGAGCCUAUCACUAUUCUGGACCCCGAAGUUGGCGAUCUCCUGGAUCAAGGCAGUAACAUCAGUAAAGACAACAUGACGUUGGACGACCUUCGUCGUUGA
This is a messenger RNA of Peniophora sp. CBMAI 1063, 915 nucleotides long. The record is from the annotation of a GenBank genome assembly. NCBI's taxonomy places the organism in Eukaryota, Fungi, Basidiomycota, Agaricomycetes, Russulales, Peniophoraceae.